Chanos chanos (milkfish) is the source of this 3948-nucleotide messenger RNA. RefSeq names its product solute carrier organic anion transporter family, member 1D1 (gene slco1d1). Gene Ontology annotation, molecular function: protein binding; bile acid transmembrane transporter activity. Bases 90 to 2150 code for a protein of 686 amino acids. Gene Ontology annotation, biological process: bile acid and bile salt transport; transmembrane transport; sodium-independent organic anion transport. The transcript has 15 exons. Lineage: Eukaryota; Metazoa; Chordata; Actinopteri; Gonorynchiformes; Chanidae. The record is from RefSeq and is a predicted model, not a curated record. Gene Ontology annotation, cellular component: basolateral plasma membrane.
GUUCCACAUAAGACCAAACCUCCAUCUUCAGCAACUCAAAAGGACUGUAGCUUCUGUCGGGGUGAAACAGCACAUCUUUUUCAAGCAUCAUGAGCGUGAAGGAAAAGGAGCCGCAAGAGCCAUGCUGCUCUAAAUUAAAGAUGUUUCUGGCCUCCCUGUCCUUUGUCUACUUUGCCAAAGCAUUUCAAGGCAGUUACAUGAAGAGUUCCAUAACUCAAAUUGAGAGACGUUUUGACAUUCCUAGCUCACUAAUAGGAGUCAUUGAUGGCAGUUUUGAAGUUGGUAACCUGCUGGUGAUAGCAUUUGUUAGUUACUUUGGUGCUAAGCUCCAUCGGCCCAAGUUGAUCGCAGCUGGGUGUCUGUUCAUGACAACAGGAUCCCUAAUAACUCUUCUUCCCCAUUUCCUGCAGGGCCCGUACAAAUAUGAAACAACAAUUACACAUUACCCUGAGACCAAUGUGACAAAACCUGUUCUACCUUGUUUAGCCAAUGGAACUAAUCCUUUGGAGGAUGAGCCACCCUCUGCAGAAAGUCAAGCAGAGUGUGAGAAAACAGCGGGGUCAUCCAUGUGGAUCUAUGUAUUUCUGGGGAAUAUGUUGCGUGGAAUUGGAGAAACCCCAGUAAUGCCCCUGGGAGUAUCUUACUUGGAUGAUUUUGCUCGAGAGGAGAACACAGCUUUUUACCUGGCAUGUAUACAGACAAUUGGAAUCUUGGGCCCUAUGUUUGGAUACAUGCUGGGCUCUUACUGUGCCAAGCUCUACGUGGAUAUCGGUUCUGUGGACUUAGCCACCAUAACUAUCAACCACAAAGACUCACGAUGGGUAGGGGCGUGGUGGCUCGGCUUCCUGAUAACGGGGGCUGUAAUGUUGUUGGCUGGGAUUCCAUUCUGGUUUCUUCCCAAGUCUCUGCCAAAGCAAGGAGAGAAUCAGGCUAAGACAAAUCCAGAUACACAGGAGAGUGAGCAGGACAAUUUCAUACCAACAGAAAACAGCCCAGGAACAGAAAAACCAACACAAGUGACGAUGGCUGCCCUGGCCAAAGAUUUCCUGCCAUCUUUGAAAAGACUGUUCAGUAAUACUGUGUUCCUGCUGAUUAUCUGCACUGCACUUGUGCAAGUCAAUGGCUUUAUUGGAAUGAUCACUUUUAAACCCAAGUUUAUGGAGCAAACCUAUGGCCAGUCCCCCUCAAAGGCUAUAUUUUUGAUAGGCAUUAUGAAUCUCCCUGCUGUGGCCUUGGGAAUCAUCACAGGAGGAUUUGUGAUGAAGAGAUUUAAGCUGAAUGUUCUUGGGGCGGCCAAAGUUUCAAUCUGUGCCUCUUUCUUCUCCUUCUGUCUUCUGCUUUCGCAAUAUUUCCUUCAAUGUGAAAAUGGACAAGUCGCUGGACUGACUGUCUCUUACCAGGGUGAAGCAGAGAUUUCAUAUAACCCACAUACUCUUCUGUCCCCGUGCAAUACGGACUGUUCAUGCUCUAUUAAGCACUGGGACCCUGUGUGUGCCUAUAAUGGCAUUACUUAUGCCUCUCCCUGUCUGGCUGGAUGCCAGACCUCCACUGGUGUCGGCAAAGAGAUGGUAUUCCAUAACUGCACGUGUGUAAGAGAUGCACCAAUAUCUGCCAUGAAUAUGUCAGCCAUUCUUGGUCAGUGUCCACGGAAAGAUGACUGUGACAGGAUGUUUAAGUUUUACAUGGGCGUAUCAGUAGUGGGGGCUUUUGUGUCAGCCUGUGGAGCUACACCUUCAUAUAUUGUCCUACUCAGGUCAAUACAGCCUGACUUGAAAUCACUUGCUCUUGGUAUGCAGACUUUGAUAGUCAGGACCCUUGGUGGAAUUCCUCCCCCAAUAUAUUUUGGUGCCCUGAUUGACAGGACCUGUCUGAAAUGGGGCACAAAAAGAUGUGGUGGUCAAGGGGCAUGUCGACUCUAUGACUCUGAUGCAUUCAGAGUCACUUUUCUGGGGUUGAUCUAUGGCCUCUACUCCCUCUCCUAUCUACUGUGGGGAGUACUGUACAAUAGACUUGCCCAUCGUCAGAAGAAACUUGCCCUAAAAGAACAGGCCAAAGCUGCAGAGCAAGACAGAAAUGCUGUCACCAAUGGGAAUGGCCACACAGAUGUAGCAAACCAUAAGAACGAACAAGAUAAGGAGACCACCAUCUAAGGUUCUGUGUUGACAACUCAUCUGAGAGAGUCAUGCAAUGUGGCUGUCACUCAUUCCAAUUAUAUGCAUAGUGAGUAUAAUGAGUAAUGCUGUUAGUUGAUCAAGUAGAUUUCAUUAUUUUCCAUAGUUAACAACUGACAGAAUUAUCAGUUUUAUACUGGGCCCAGUAAACAUACAAAGCUUUAAAGGAUCACUCAUUAUACUACUUGAUUAAGGCAAUAAAAUACCUUGGUAAUAAAAUAAAAUAAAAUAAAAUAAAAUGGUAGUCAACAGAUGAUAAAUAAUGAUAAAUAAACCUAAUUACAUCCAGUAAUGGUUACAGUGGUGGCACACAAUUGUUGCAUUUAAUGCUGUUUGGGCUCAUGGUCCAUGGCUGCAGGUUUGAAAUGUCUAAAGCAUAAACAAUGCUCUGUAUACUUGACUGUUGUCAGGUGAAAUGCUUUUAGAAAACUGUGAUUUUUUUUUUAAAUACAAGUAUACAUACAGUACAUUCAGUCUCUCUUGGCUGGUUACCAAGAAUGAAAAAAAAAUGAAAAAUCUUUUGUUGAUAUCAUUGCUCUGUUUAUACCCAGUCACACCUCUGCAUUAUUAAUGUACAGAAUUUGCCUGUAAGAAAUAUAUCUCAUCACAGUGUUUCUUUUGCACCUAGUACUGUGUCCAACAUUUUGCUUUACUGAUAAAAUAUUUGUCUAAUGAUUUGGUUGAAACCAUUGUCGCUAAGGAUGAUCUGGUCAACCACCAGAGGAUUCUACAUGUUUUUCUUGUUACAUCUUCCUUUAUUCAAGGUCAUUUCUAAUUGUUUAUGCUGACUGUUUAGAUCAGGUCAAGAUGUGUUAUAAUGUUUCUCUGGGAUGUUUUACAUUCUGCAAAAGUGUUUUGUAGAACAACCAUGAACUGCUAGAUCAUUGUGAAUCUGAGUUUUGUAUGUACUGAUUCUUUUGAUUCUGAUUGAUUAUAAUGUAUAUUUGUGAUAUUGUUGUUAGCUACCAAGCUUGUGGCAUUUUAAACCUUUGUUUUUUCUGACAUUUCCUACAUUUUCAUGGAUUCCUACAGCACUCAGCAGUUCCUAUUAAACCAUCCAAAAAAACAAGUGCAUGUCAUAUGACGUAGCAAUAUUCCUCCAGGAACUGAAAGAGUAACUGACAUCCGCAAUGUUUUCUUUUUUCACUUUUCUUCUCUCUGAUUGUGAAUAUCUGAAACCAAGUCAUGCAGAGAUGGAAAGCAAUACAAUGGCAAACCAAACAGACACGCAAGGAAACAAAACAAACAUUUAACACACGUCUCCUAGCACUGACUUUAUAUUUCUCCAUGGAUUUUAAGAAUGAAAAACAAAAGAAUUGAUCUACUCCUUUUACACCCUCUAAGCUAAUUACAUCUAGCAAGUUAAAAGGUAUUCAUUUAUGAUGAAUACAAUAAUUAACUAUGAUGAAAAAAAAAAUCAGAACAGAGUGUUUUCACCCUUAGUUCAGAGCAGGAAUGUUGUGCUUCUUAGGGGUUCUUAAAUCUUAAUCCCUCUCUCUCCCCCUGGGGGAAAAAGCUGCUUGGGUAACUCAACUGCCUUAACCACAUGCUGCUAACUGUGCUAAUAACACAUUCCCCUGCUUCAGACCCUCUCCUAGCAGCUGGAACCCAGUGGGGCACUCUGACUAAUUUUGCCCCCAUCAAUGUCUAAUUCAGUUUUAUAACAAGCGAGGUACAUCAUGUAACAGACUGAAAGUUUGUAAAACAAAGUGCUUUUUUUUCUGCCUUCAGUUCAUGUCUCAAGAAUUGCUCAUAAAUAGCAAAUGUUAUCAAAAAA